Molecule: messenger RNA, 1422 nt
Organism: Endocarpon pusillum Z07020
Lineage: Eukaryota; Fungi; Ascomycota; Eurotiomycetes; Verrucariales; Verrucariaceae
Product: Carbamoyl-phosphate synthase arginine-specific small chain
Exons: 2
Coding region: 1-1422 (473 amino acids)
Biological process (GO): L-glutamine metabolic process; L-arginine biosynthetic process; 'de novo' pyrimidine nucleobase biosynthetic process
Cellular component (GO): carbamoyl-phosphate synthase complex; cytoplasm
Molecular function (GO): carbamoyl-phosphate synthase (glutamine-hydrolyzing) activity
Source: RefSeq, a predicted model, not a curated record
AUGCUCUCUCGACUUCUCAGACAACAUGUCUGUGGACAAAUACCCGUCAAAUCGCUUGGAAACCUUGCUGGCCGAAGCCGUUUCAUGGCAACAGUGGCCGAUGCAACACCACGACAAAUGCCGACCCCAAAGCGGACCCGGGCCACUCCUGUAUCCUAUGAUCUAGCUACUCUCACGAUCCGGGACGGUCCUGUUUUUCAUGGCAAGUCAUUCGGUGCAAAAUCAAACAUAUCUGGUGAAGCUGUUUUCACGACGUCUCUGGUGGGGUACCCAGAAUCGUUGACCGACCCUUCCUACCGAGGUCAGAUCCUGGUCUUUACCCAGCCUCUGAUUGGAAACUACGGCGUUCCAUCGUCGGCGCGUGAUGACUGUGGGCUUCUCAAAUACUUUGAAUCCCCCAACAUCCAAGCCGUGGGUGUUGUGGUGGCUGAUGUGGCGGAGCAGUACAGUCACUGGACUGCUGUUGAGAGCCUCAGCGAUUGGUGUGCUCGAGAAGGGGUACCAGCCAUCUCAGGCGUUGACACUCGAGCCAUUGUUACACAUCUUCGGGAGCAAGGAUCAUCACUUGCUAGGAUCACCAUUGGUGAGGAAUAUGAUGCUGACCAGGAUGAAGCUUUCGUCGAUCCCGAACAGAUCAACCUGGUCCGCAAAGUCAGCACCAAAGCACCCUUUCACGUUAGUGCGCCCAGUCCCAUUGCCCAUGUCGCUGUAAUCGACUGUGGGGUCAAGGAGAACAUCCUGCGGAGUCUCGUGGGUCGCGGUGCGAGCGUCACAGCUUUCCCCUGUGAUUAUCCUAUUCAUAAGGUGGCUCACCAUUUUGACGGGGUCUUUAUCUCAAAUGGACCCGGCGACCCUACACACUGUCAAGAGACUGUCUACCACCUCCGCAAGCUUAUGGAAUCAUCUCAGAUCCCUAUUAUGGGCAUUUGCCUUGGACAUCAACUGCUUGCUCUCGCCGCAGGCGCUCGCACUAUAAAAUUGAAGUAUGGCAACCGUGCCCACAAUAUUCCUGCGUUGGAUCUCACCACAGGGCGUUGCCACAUCACCAGUCAGAAUCAUGGAUAUGCCGUGGAUGCUUCAACCCUACCAAGUGACUGGAAGCCUUACUUCCUCAAUUUGAAUGAUAACUCUAAUGAAGGGCUCAUCCAUACGUCUCGUCCUAUCUUUUCCACGCAGUUCCACCCCGAGGCAAAGGGAGGGCCGCUAGACUCUGCAUAUCUGUUUGACAUGUACUUGGAGAAUGUGCAUAAGUACAAGCAAAGCCAGGCGAUCUUUCAGCCUCAGCGCGACAGUCGACCGAGCCCUCUCCUUGUGGACCUAUUGGCCAAGGAGAGAGUUGGUGUGCAGCCCACUGUUGGCAUGUCGAACAUGAUGCAGGCCCAGCAGCAACAACAGCCAGUCUACGCAGCUGGGGCUGCCUAA